AUGGACUUUGAUAAAAUUGCCAUAAUAUAGUAAAUACUCUCAUCCUUAUUUGCGGCAAUUACAGCCAUGCUAAUUAAAUUAGUCAAAGAGUUAGAUUUCAACUAAACUCUAUAUUUAAGGGCGUUAUGUAGUUUCAUUUUGCUCUUAUUUGCAAUCGACCAUUAUAAACUACAAGCUUAUAACUUUGAUAAGCAAACUACUGUUAAUUUAAUAUAGAGAGGACUCUUAGCAGGGCUUGGUGCUUUUCUAUAUUUUAGAGGAUUAGAUUUAGUAUUAGUGUCUGAAUCUAUUAUUUUGAAUAGAAUGUCUCCACUAUGGACUUCAUUUAUUUAGAUUGUUGUUUUGAAAAAGGAGUAAUUUAAUUUGAGAUUACUUUUGAAUAUGGUGCUUUGUGGUUUUGGUAUAUUUUUGGUCACAGGAAAUGCUAUGAAUAAUAAAUAGCAUGAUGAUGGAGACAACUAAUAUUAUCAUAUAAUAGGUAUAAUACUGGUAUUGCUGGCAUCUAUUCUAUAAGCAAUCGUAAAUAUUUUAAUUAAAUCGCUCGAUAAAUAAGUAAUAUAUUAUAUCUAAAAUUAGGUUGCAAGUAUAGUAAUUUCCUGUUAUCAAUCCUUUUUUGCAAUAAUCUUCCCUUCAUGUAAUUCAUUAAUAAUUGGAUCUAAGUAAUAUUUCUUAAUUAUUUUUAGUUUUAUAAUUCCUUCUAUGAAUACAACCCUAAUGAUUAUCGUUAUUUCUGUUGUAUCUCUUUUAGCAGGAUAUUUAUAAAUAAUAGCUAUGAGAUAGGGAAAGUUAAGUGUCAUUUCUAAUGUUAGCUAAAUCUAAAUAUUAUUCGGUUAUUUAAUCGACUUUUUGGUUUUAAAGAUAACAUUUACCGGAGGAUAGAUUUUAGGAAAUAUCUUAUUAUUGUUAUCCAUAAUUCCUUUAAUUUGGAAAUGA
Paramecium octaurelia is the source of this 933-nucleotide messenger RNA. The record is from the annotation of a GenBank genome assembly. NCBI's taxonomy places the organism in Eukaryota, Ciliophora, Oligohymenophorea, Peniculida, Parameciidae.